Messenger RNA from Pectinophora gossypiella (pink bollworm), 4967 nucleotides. It is a transcript of the gene Mrtf, whose product is annotated as myocardin-related transcription factor A. Lineage: Eukaryota; Metazoa; Arthropoda; Insecta; Lepidoptera; Gelechiidae. The transcript is spliced from 9 exons. The record is from RefSeq and is a predicted model, not a curated record. The coding region runs from base 450 to 2864 and encodes 804 amino acids.
CCUUGGCAAUGGCAACACAGAUCAAAAUGGCAGAACAAUGUCUAGCGAUAGUGUUUAUUUCUAUGUUUGUACGAUAAUUUGUACAUAGUGACGUGGUAUAACGGAAUUUUGGUGAUUUCGGACUGAUAAUCUGAGGGUUUAUAUUGAAUUCAUCGAGUGCCGUUCGAUUGGAUGAAACGUUAUUCUUUCAAAACAAAGAGAGCCGUUCGCCGUGCGGCGGAGGCGGCGGGUCGGAGGGGUCGGAGGGGCGCGCGUCGUGGCGCGUUACGCUGGACCACGACCUUGUGGAGACGCUGAGCGCCAUCUACCCCGAGUGGUUCAAGCCGCAACACCGCCGCGAGCCCCGCGCCGCCUCGCCCGCCUCGCCUGCCUCGUGCGCCUCCUCCGCCGAGCCGCGCACGCCGCAGACGCCGCCCUCGGACGACACCUUCAGUUCGGGCGCGGAGGAGAUGGCGACACGUCAAGCGGGUGGCAGCGCGAGCGAGCCGCCGAGCUCGCCGCGAGUGUCGCCUCCCAAGGUGGUAGUCGACGACAGCCCGCUGCAGCCCGCCAUGGGCAAACACAAGGAAUCAUUGAAGGUGAAGCUGAUGAUGCGGCGGCCUAUCAACCAGCUGGUGGCGCAGGGGAUAAUGCCGCCAUUGAAAACGCCACCGGCAUAUUUUGAACAAUGCAAGCAACUGGAGAGAGCCAAAACUGGAGACUUGCUGAAAGCAAAGAUACAACGGCGGCCGGAUCGCCAGGAGCUCGAACGGAGACAUAUAUUGGAACAGGAGAGUCAUGUAGAUCCGAGUCUAGCGGAAAAGCAGCGUAUGCUGAAGAAGGCGCGCUUAGCGGACCAGUUGAACGACCAGCUGUCCCACCGUCCCGGGCCGUUAGAACUGAUAAAGAAGAACAUCCUGCAUACGGAGGAAGACAUCGAGACUGCCGUCAAGAGCGGCGUGCUCGCCUUUAAGGCCACCAGCGAAGGCGCCUCCGGCAGACCGCAGCACCCCUCCUCCUACUGCGGACCACCAGAUGAGGUGUCACCAUCCCCGUCGCCGCCGUCGACGCUGUCGCCCGCGAGCGUGGCGUCGCCGCCGCAGCACCCCGCGCCCGGCAAGGACAAGAACCGCAAGAAGAGCAAGCAGAAACAACAGCCCAAAGCACGGUUCAAGUUCCACGAGUAUAAAGGUCCCCCGAACGCGCAGAAGGCGUCGUCGCCACCAGACAGCACAGAGACGCCGUACGAGUUGCUGUUGCAACAACAGCAACUGUUGCUGCAACUGAUGCUGCCGGCGUCGCCCGCCGCUUCGGUGGCUUCCGUCGCUUCGGACGGCUCCGACGUGUAUCCGCCACCGCCGCCGCCGCCGCCGCCCGCGCCUGUCUCGCGCUUUGAGGACAUGAAGGUAUCGGACCUUCGCGCCGAGUGCAAACGCCGCAACCUACGCGUGUCCGGGCCGAAACCGCAACUGUUAGAUCGGCUGCGGCCGUACCUGGCCGAGAAGCAGGAGGAGCCGCCGCGGUCGCCCGCCUCGGUCACGUCGUCUGUCGCUUCCAUCGCGUCGGUUGCGUCCAUCGCGUCUGUAGCUUCGCCCGAGCCGAAGCUCGAGGAGGCCGAGGACAUCGUUGUAUCGCAGCGGCGGCAGAUCGAGGAGCUCGAGCGCAAGCUGGAGGCGAGCCGGCAGCAGCUGGAGAGCGUGCGGCGCGAGGCGGCGGGCGCUGCCGCCAGCGACCAGAGCCGGCGCCUGCUGCAGGCGCACAUCUGCGUGUCGCAGCUGCGCGCGCAGCUCGACGCGCUGCAGGCUGGCGCGGCCGCCGCGCCGCCUCCGCGCCUCGUGCUGGCCGCCUCGGACGCCGCGCCCGACCGCCUCGUGCGGCUCUUCACCGUCACGCCGCCCGCCGCCGACGCGCCCGCCGACGCCGCGCCCGCCAAGGCCAACCCGGCCUACAUCCUCAACGGCGUCAAGGUGGUGCCCAUCGCCAUCCUGCCCACGCACUACGAGCCCGAGCGCGCGCCGCCGCCACCGCCGCCGCCGCAGCUGCCGCCCGCGCCGCUGCUGGACCGCACCGAGGACAGCCAGAUCAUGGACGACGUGCUCGAAAUCCUCGUGGAGAACGGCGAGCUGCCGCCGUCCGCCGUGUCGGAGCCCACCGACCCCUCGAUAGAGUCGUACCUGCCGGAGCCGGACCCCUUCUCCCCGGCGGAGGUGCUGGGCGACGCGCAGAUCAGAGACUCGCUCGCCGCGGACGAGCUGCAGCGCGAGUUGGAUGACAUUCAGAACGAGAUCAUGUCGCAUGCGGACCUCCACGCGGUCGGCGACCACAUACACGAGACGGAACCGGUCCCGACGGACAUCGACCCCGAUCUCGGCGUCGAUCUUCUGUCGAACGACGGGUUUCAUGACUUCGGGAGCUCGGAUCCGACGUCGGACCACGACGAUUUCUUCCGGAGUUUGCUCUCCGGGGAGCGUGACGACAGGCCGCACGUGGCGAUGGACAUCGGCGAGGACCCACCGGAAAGGAUGAGCAUGACUCCGCUUACCAACGGCGACAUUCUGGACCACACGCGGCCCGGCUUCGACGACAUGGACGACCUCUCGCUGCCUUCCUUUCAGAACGAUGACACGCGCCACGCAACAUUCGGAACUUUCGAGGAGCGGCCGUGUGACUUCGACAUCAAGGAUUUCGUGACGGACCUCGGAUCGAACAUGAACGUGGACAGCGACGCGUACGACUACAUGGACACGGAGAUCAUCCCCAACCACUUCGGGCGUGGCCACGUGCCGCAGUGCGACCCGCUGCUGGGCGGCGUGCUGUCGCGGCCGCCGCCGCGCCCCGCCCGCAAGCACUACUCGUGGGACAAGAUCGAGUUCGACGCCACCUGACCCCUCCUCGCUCCCGUCCGGCGCCCCUCCGUCGCUCUCUGACGCUGCUCACAUGAUCUCUGACACAUACUCGUCCAUCGAUAGCAUGUCGCUAGUGUCGCGAGCGAUACGCUUCGCGUGAACGUUCCGGUGACCUUAAUUAUUGGUGCGGAAUUAUUUAUAACAAAUAUUAUAAUAGAAUUUAUGAGCUACCGCUACUGAGUAGUCGGUCGGCCGUGCGCUAGUCUCUCUUCAGUGACUCGUUCUUCCAACAUGGUGAACUUAUUAGUGUAACCUAAACGUAAAGUUUGAUGUUGUGAAACACAAAGUGUUGACAUCGACAGAGGACAUAAUUUAUAUGUAUUCGGUACUUAAUAGUUGAUAGGAUUGUUUGUGUCGCUAGUUGUUAAUAUAGAUAAAUUGUAGUGAGUGUUUAGCGCGCGUCGCCACCACGCGCGUAAUACAUACUUGGCUCACAUAUUGUAAUAAAUCCAUUUUAUUUACUAUUUAUAGGCAUAUCUACUUAUGUAUAUAUUGAAGUUUUAAUUUAUAAUACUCAACAUAGUUGUGGAUUUCUGCAUUCCGCCCGAUGACUAAAACUUAGGGAAAAAAUUAUCAUAAGAAACGUUGUUUUUGUUGAGGCACGAGCAUUCAAUCUGUGAGACACCUGGUUAUGUACACAUUCAUAAGUAAUAAUUACGAUUUUGUUUAAAUAUAUAGGAUUGAUGUUGUGUCGCAUGUUAAAGUCCGCUUUCCGCUGUCCCUGUCGCACGGGCGGCCAUUUCCCAAAUCAAUAAGUGACAUUCCAGUCUUGUUGAAGUGCAGAAUGUGGCACACCAAGCUUUGUCUCUCUAGCUGGUUGUUCUGUAUGCAUAUGUAUUGUAAAGAUAUUCUUAUAAGGGUAUAAGAAUUAUGCUGCGUUUAUUUGAACCAUGUUUUGCUAGAGAAGGCAGGUGCAUAUUCACAAGCCAUCGUCAUGGGUGGGACCAGCUCGGGAACAAUGUUAGAUACGAAUUCAUUUAGGUAACGUAGGGAGCCGGCUCCUCGCUCGCAAAUGGUUAUGCAAACAUUCCGUACUCUAUUUACUUACCAAGACUUGUACACCCUUAAUUUGGUACAAGUUGCGGUGUUUGCAGAUGCUUUCAAAAGGGCAUCUUUAUUGUCUUUUCUUCCCAUAAACAUUGCAUAAACAAAACAUUCUCGAUGUGAAAUGUGUCAUUCCAAUGUAUUGUCUAAAAGUGUAGGAUAGGUGCAUCAUUAUGGAUAAGUUUCCGAUAUACUUCGUUAUCGGUAGUAUCAACUAAUACGAAUUUUAUUAUAAAAGAGGGUAUGGUUUGUUUGCAUAAUCGUUUGAGUGAUUUGUGUAUAAUUUAUUUAUUUAUGUCACUUGAAGUGUACCUUCUGGUUCUGUUCAGUUGUUUCAUUACUAUGUGUGAGUGUUUCUACUAAUGUAUAUAGUGUAGACGGCGGCGCGGUGUCCUGCCUCGCUCGCCAUGUCGACCAUUUCAUCGGGAUAGAAAUUAUUACCAGUAACAUUUUGCCAUUAUUUGCAUUUAUCUAAUUUAAUUAUAGAACAUUUUGACAACGAAUACGGUUCUACUGCCGUUGAUGUGCCAAUUUUGUGUACAGCGAUCGUGUUUGUGCAUUACAGUUAAAUAAAUCAUAUAUUCACUUCCCCCUGUGUUAGAAAGUUUCACAGUGUCGUUCAUUUGCAGGAAACUUUAUGGUCUGGUAUAAAUGUUUUGGUGGUUAUGUGGUGGUACUUUAGAAAGUAAACAUGUUUAAAGUACACUCACAUAUGGAAUGGUGCUAUUUAAUGUAAGUUAAGAUUGAUAUAGAAGUAUAUUGUAACAUCUUUCGUAAUUUUGUAAAUGGAUCAUAACAGUGUGGAUCUAUGUUAAAGGAAUAAUAAAUUAACAAGUAACAAUCCUUAGGUUAGAAAGAGUUCCUUCCGAGUGAACUCGACCAAACAAUUAUCAUUGGGCAGAUUUUUUUAAUAUUGAAUCACUGUCACCAUACUUUUGCUUUGUUUAGUGUGUAAACUAAGUAAUAUUCCAUUAUCUAAGUAAAUUAUAAACCUUUUGCUCUAGAUAUAAAUAUUUAAUAAAUUCUAUUUGCUCAUUA